This is a messenger RNA of Hyla sarda, 2737 nucleotides long. RefSeq names its product ribosomal oxygenase 2 (gene RIOX2). NCBI's taxonomy places the organism in Eukaryota, Metazoa, Chordata, Amphibia, Anura, Hylidae. The record is from RefSeq and is a predicted model, not a curated record. Gene Ontology annotation, molecular function: histone H3K36 demethylase activity; histone H3K4 demethylase activity. The transcript has 10 exons. Gene Ontology annotation, cellular component: nucleolus. Bases 118 to 1527 code for a protein of 469 amino acids.
CAGGAACUGAGUGUCGCUAGGCAUGCUGGGAUAACAUUCUCUGUAGCCACAUGGUUUACUCGUGUAGGGCUCAGGGGGACGUGGAGGGAGCUGAGUGUACAGCGGAGAGUGUAGAGAAUGCCACGAAGGGCCAGACAAGCAGAAACUGAAGAUGACGCCCCUACCCCUAACAAGUUACCCCAUCCCAACACACCACCCCUGGACUUCUCCUCACCGCAGAGCCUUUUUGAAAGCUUUAUCACACCAGUGACAAGGGAGGAAUUCUUCAGCUCUUACUGGGAGAAGAAGCCUUUGCUCAUCCAGCGCAGUGAUCCCGACAUAAAGAGUUCCUAUCAGUCUCUGUUCCCCAUGACAGACUUGAAACUGGCAUGUGGAAAAGGCAUACGCUAUGGGCGAGAUGUGAACUUGUGCAAAUGCAAAAAUGGGAAAAAAGUCCUGUUACCAAGACGUGGGAAAGCCACUUACCUGGAGAUAUUAAAAGACUUCAGGAGUUCCAGGGCCACCAUACAGUUCCAUCAGCCUCAGAGGUUUAAUGACAACCUAUGGCAGAUCAUGGAGAAACUGGAGUGUUUCUUUGGUGCACUAGUCGGGUGCAAUGUAUACAUCACGCCGUCCGGCUCCCAGGGCCUGCCCCCACACCACGAUGAUGUUGAGGUUUUUAUCCUUCAGGUAGAGGGAGAGAAGCACUGGCGUCUGUACGAGCCCACCAUCCAACUAGCUAGGGGAUAUGAUGUGACCCCGGCAGACAGGGUCACUACUCCCACUCAUGACAUCCUAUUAAAGGAAGGUGACAUGCUGUACUUUCCCAGAGGAACGGUUCAUCAAGCUGACACACCGGCAGACUCGCCGCACUCCACGCACGUGACCAUCAGCACCUACCAGAACACCUCCUGGGUAGACUACCUGCAGGACCUGAUGCCUGCUUUACUGCAAGAUACUGCAAAGGAUAAUGUGGAUCUAAGGAGGGGCAUUCCCCUGCAACAGCUACUGUGCUUGGACCCAAGUAGAGUAGGGGAUACCCUCAGUCAUCUUCUGUCCGCUAUAGCCAAGAGGAUAGAGGGCAGGUGCCAACUGCGGUCAGGUGAAAUGCUGCGCGACUUCAUGGGAAACAGAUUGCCACCUUAUCUGGACGUGGAUUCAAUGAAUCAAGAGAAAAAAGGAACUAAUGGGAAAUCAGAUGGUCCACCAAACCUUAACAGCUUGACCAAACUGAAGUACAGAGAUUAUGCAGCCAUCACUAUAGAUCACGUUCCAGAAACCGUGGACUCCUCAGAAGAGUUAAUGAUCUAUGUCUUCCACGCCUUAAAGAAUGAAAGGAAGACACACAUGGUGUCAGACACUGAAGAAAGCCCCCCUGUUACUGGUUUACGUUUCCCACUUUCUUACAUGGAUGCACUAAAAAAACUUUGGGAGAAUAACCCAAUAUGUGUUAAGGAUCUACCUCUAGAGGACGACCGUGACAAGGAGAACCUGGCUAUUUCUCUGUGGGCAGAGGGUUUAUUGGAGACUGUCUCAUCUAAGGCUUAAGUACCCAGCCUCUUCCUCUCUGCGUGGUAUCUAGUAUAUCACCAAGAGGACAUAAGUGAUCGCUCCAAGUAAAACCUGUUUACAGUUGCUACAGCCCAACCUCAACGGCCAUGUCAUUUUUAUACAUAUAUACCAAAAACUGGAUGGAAUAUAAGUUUUGCAGACAAUAUCGUGCCUUUCCACCCGAAUGGCCUCUUCUGGUCGUAAUGACCUGAGCAAUGGUGGGCUUGAGCUGUGCUCUAGGUAACCAGGUCAGCAGGGUUAAUAUGACAUUUCUGGAGAUAACGCUGACGUCAAUAGGAACUGGAUGUCCUUUUGUCGACACAGGGUUUCACUGCCUUAGAACGGAACUUAGUUUUUUUACUAUUGGCUUGAUUCUACUGCUCAUUUAUAUAUCGAGAGUGGAUUUGGUUAUUGUUGAUUAUUACAGUUUGUUAUAGAUUACCUUUGUGUGGAUUCCAUAUUAUAACAUUAUGCCUUCAAAUGGGCACUGCCACGUUUGAUAUGCCGUAGAAAUAUGUCAACAGCUUCAAAUGUUUAGGAUCACCGAUCGCUAGAAGGAGCCGGUAAACUUGUUUGCUAAGCACGUUCUCCUGCUGUAAGUCUAUGUAAAAGUUUUGGUUGUGCGGAGGGAGAAAUUCUUAGCUGCCUCUUCUCGCCGCUCAUUCUAGCUAUUGGUUGGGGUCUGAACACUUUGACGCCGACUGAUCAAAACUUUUGACUUGCCUAUAGGUACAAGUACACUUUAAUGCAACCCCCCUCCAAGAUCUUAAACAUAUACUAUGGCUAGGCAUCAUUGACUCCUAUAGAUCCUGUCAUAAACAAAAUCCUGUUAACAUCUAUAUAAAAACAGGAAUACUGAGUUAAAGCAGGGACCUGUAGCAAAAGGCAAAACACAGACCCAAAUUUUGCUAUUGUAAUUUUUUGCAGGGGAGCUGGAUGUUGGACCUCUACAAAACAAAUGUUGAUGGUCUACAACAGUGUUUUCUAUACAGUGUGUCUCUAGGUGUUGCAAAACUACAACUCCCAGCAUUCUGGGAGUUGUAGUUUUGCAACACCUAGAGAUGGGGUGUUUGGAAUACACUGGGCUACACUUAUUGUGUUCUACCUGGUGCAGACCAUGGCUGGUAUUUUUUCUGUGGUGCGCUCUGCAUAAAGCAUUAAAAGGGUAUUCCAGGAAAAAACGUAUAUAUAUAUAUAUAUAUCAACU